AUGGAUAAAUUGCGCUCCGCAAAUUCCAAAGGUGAAAAGGUUUUGGUGGGAUUUUCUGGUGGUCCUUCAUCAAGAGCCAUGCUUCAACUGCUAAGCAAUUAUAAUGAAGUUUUACCAAAUGAAAUAUCUAAGAAACCAUUAUUCACUGAAGUUUUGGUUUGUCACAUUGAUGAAAGUCCAAUUUUCGGUUUAGACGACAGUGAUGACCAU
Molecule: messenger RNA, 210 nt
Organism: Racocetra fulgida
Lineage: Eukaryota; Fungi; Glomeromycota; Glomeromycetes; Diversisporales; Gigasporaceae
Source: the annotation of a GenBank genome assembly